Messenger RNA from Morus notabilis, 1954 nucleotides. Its product is annotated as L-ascorbate oxidase homolog. The record is from RefSeq and is a predicted model, not a curated record. Bases 80 to 1705 code for a protein of 541 amino acids. Lineage: Eukaryota; Viridiplantae; Streptophyta; Magnoliopsida; Rosales; Moraceae. The transcript has 9 exons. Gene Ontology annotation, molecular function: oxidoreductase activity; copper ion binding.
CUCUGGCUCCUCAACUUUAUUAUCUGGAAAAAGGAUUUCCCUUUAGUACCCUUGAUAUCUCUGGUUACAACUUUUAACAAUGGAUAAGAAAGAUAACAAAGUUUUGGGACAUUUGAUAUGUGGGAUUCUUGCCGUUUUCAGUGUUUGUGACGUAAAAGCAGAUGACCCAUAUCGGUACUACACUUGGACCGUCACAUACGGGACUAUUUCUCCACUUGGUGUUCCUCAACAGGUAAUUCUUAUCAAUGGUCAGUUUCCUGGGCCGAGUCUUGAAGUUGUGACGAAUAACAAUAUCAUCCUUAACCUCAUUAACAAGCUCGACCAACCUUUUCUCUUAACCUGGAAUGGGAUUAAGCAGAGGAAGAACUCGUGGCAAGAUGGAGUUUCAGGAACCAAUUGCCCCAUCCCACCAAACUCAAACUACACCUACAAGUUCCAAGCCAAAGAUCAAAUUGGUACCUUCACAUAUUUCCCAUCAACUCUAUUCCACAAAGCUGCUGGAGGGUUUGGAGCCUUCAACAUCUAUCAGAGACCGCGAAUUCCAAUCCCUUAUUCGUGGCCAGAUGGAGAUUUUACUUUGCUUAUUGGUGAUUGGUACAAGACCAGCCACAAGGCAUUACAAGGGUCUUUGGACUCAGGAAAAUCUCUUCCUUUUCCUGAUGGAAUCCUCAUAAAUGGCCAGGUUACAACCACUUUCACUGGUGAUCAAGGCAAGACAUACAAGUUUAGGGUCUCAAACGUGGGCUUUUCAACCUCAUUCAACUUUAGGAUUCAGAACCACACAAUGAAGUUAGUCGAGGUUGAAGGAUCGCACACUAUUCAGAACGUAUACGACUCUCUGGAUGUCCAUGUUGGGCAAUCUGUAGCCGUCUUGGUUACCUUAAAUCAGGCUCCAAAAGACUACUACAUUGUUGCCUCCACAAGAUUUAGCAGGAGUGUUCUUACAGCCGAGGCGAUUCUGCAUUACUCAAACUCUCACACCCCGGCUUCUGGUCCCUUGCCUGCUCCUCCUAAAUACGGAUUACACUGGUCUAUGUUGCAAGCCAGAACCUUCAGGUGGAAUUUGACAGCAAAUGCAGCCAGGCCAAACCCUCAGGGAUCAUACCAUUAUGGAAAGGUACCAAUAACAAAGAGAAUCGUAUUGGCCAGCUCGCCUGCUUGGAUAAACGGAAAGCAGCGUUACGCAGUUAACCGGGUGUCCUACAUCAACCCCGACACCCCUCUAAAGCUUGCAGAUCACUUCAACAUCCCUGGAGUCUUCAGUGAGAGUACCAUCCAAAUACAGCCCUCUGAUGGUCCUGCAUUUGUUGCUACUUCUGUCAUUCUCACCUCGCUCCACGACUUCAUCGAGAUCGUCUUCCAAAACACCGAGAAUACCAUGCAGUCUUGGCAUCUUGAUGGUUAUGAUUUCUGGGUUGUUGGUUAUGGAUCUGGACAAUGGACAGAAGCCAAGAGAAGGACCUACAAUCUAGUGGAUGCUCUUACAAGACACACUGCUCAGGUGUAUCCAAAAUCUUGGACAGCAAUAUUAGUGUCACUAGACAACCAAGGGAUGUGGAACUUGAGAUCUGCUCUAUGGGAAAGGCAAUACUUGGGACAACAAGUGUAUCUGAAGGUGUGGAACCCAGUCCACAGCCUUGCCAAUGAAUAUGACAUUCCUUCCAAUGUUCUGCUCUGUGGCAAAGCUAUAGGAAGACACCCUUAAUUUGGAGGGUUGUUUAAUUACUUGAGUUAUGUUUUUCAAAGUCAUGAGAGUUUGACUGGGAGGAGUGAACUGAAGUGAGGAGAGAAAAAAAAAUGACAAAAUGGAAAAAAAAAAAAGAAAGAAAAAAGAUUCAUCAUAGAAGUUUGGCUUCUUUAUCUGUAUACCAGAUAAAAUGUUUAGAUUAUAUUUAACAAUUCCUUAUGUUCUUUUUAUAUGAUUCGUGUAUAAAAUCAGCUUAAUAUUUGUGCA